AUGGUUGAACAUCUAAGAACAACGAGAAAUAGCGAUCAUUCUUUAUCUAAUGAACAAAUGGUAAUCAAUUCAAGAUUAAUAGCUCUAAAUGGAAGACUAAAAACAAUUUUCUUGAAUUAUUUACACUAUAAUUCAAAUUUGCGUUAUUAUGGAAUUUGUCUACUGAUUCGACUCUUAUCAACAAUCGUUUUUCCACAACGUGGUUAUAUUCAUCCCGAUGAACAUUUUCAAGGACCAGAAAUCGUUUACGAUGAUAUAUUUCAAGGGAAUAUGACUCGAACACAUGAGUUUAAUAGUGUCAAUCCAUUACGAAGUGUUAGUAUAUUAUAUUUAUUAUAUUGGAUUCCAAUUUCUAUUUUAUCAUUAUUAUCAUCAAUAUUUCAAUUGACAAUUCCGUUUUAUGUUAAACUUAUAGUACCACGUGUUAGUAUAUUUUUAUUAUCAUUGAUCAGUGAUUGUGUAUUAUAUCGUUUAAUUCUAUUAUGCUUUCCAUCGUUGAGUAAUAAAGAACAAUGUAGAGUGAUGUUUUACUAUAGUUCAUCCUAUAUAUCAUUAGUCUAUUUUACACGUACACUAUCGAAUUCAUUUGAAGCAUUUUUAUUUUUAUUUUUAAUUUAUUCUAUUCUCAUUAGUUCAUCAUUACUCAUUGACGAUAUUGAAAUCAUCGAGAUGGAUACUAUUAAUGAGGAAAAUGAAAAUAAUCAUGAUUCAGAUAGAAAUGUUCAUACACUAUCAACACCAACUGUUAUUCAUUCACAUCGUAAAUUUCAUCGAUCAAUGAAAGAAUUAAAAUUAAUUAAAUAUUCUCAUCAAUCAUUGGAUAUAUCAUCAGUCAUUAUCGGUAUUAUUUGUUCACUAGGUUUAUUUAAUCGUCCAACUUUUGCCGUAUUUGCCUUUGUACCAAUUAUGUAUUGGUUUAUUAAAUUAAUUCCAUAUAAAUAUUGUUUUCGUUUAUUCUUUUUGUUUACGAGUGCAUUUGUUCUAACAACAUUAACAUUAAUUACAUUUGAUACUUUUUAUUUUCAUAAAAAAAUUGAUAUUUUAAAUUUGAUCUCAUCAUUUCAAUUACCAUUACUUGUAAUUAGUCCAUUAAAUUUUUUCUUAUAUAAUAAAAAUAGUAAAAAUUUAGAAGAACAUGGUAUUCAUCCACCACAUUUACAUUUUACUGUUAAUGCUUUUAUUUUAUUUGGACCAUUACAUCUCUAUGUCGUAUGUUCAAGUAUCUAUCGUUUAACGAAUAUUAAAAAAAGACUAAAUCAACUUUUAAAUCGAAGAAAUGAACAAAUAUCAUUAUCAAUAAAUAAUCAGAAUGAGAAUAUCGUUGGUGAUAGUCAUUUGAUAUCAACAAAAUCAAAUGAAGUUAAUAAAACACAAUCUUUAACGACGACAAGAUUAUUAUCAUCAAAUAUUGCUCUGCCAACGUUAGAACGACAAAUGUCUACAUUAUUUUUUUGGUUCUAUAUUGUACCAUUUAUUCCAUUAUCACUCAUUUCUCAUCAAGAGCCAAGAUUUUUGAUUCCAUUAAUUUAUCCAUUGAUUUUAUGUUGUAUUCAUCCAUUAUAUUUAUCAUUUAAAGAUAAACGUAUUCUCUGUGGUACUUGGCUAGUAUUUAACAUUUUGACAUUCAUAUUCUAUGGUUAUAUGCAUCAAGGUGGAUUAAUACCCGCCUUGAAAUAUGUUCAUGAUUCAACAUUACCCACUAGUCCCAUAUUUCCAACAACAACAGCAUUGCAUAUUAAUGAUAAUAUUGAAGAAAAAUUUAUCAUUACCUAUCAUACGUAUAUGCCUCCAACAUAUCUCAUUUUACCAUUAACAAAAGAUCAAACAAAAAAACAAACAAAAUUAACCAUUAUUGAUUUAAAAGGAAGUGAUCGUAGUGUACUAGAUCGUACAAUUAAAACGAUAUUCAAUGAUGAUCAAUUGAAAAAUAUUAAUAUUUAUUUAAUUAUGAGUGCUACUCAACAAGAGAAAAUCUAUAAAAAACAACAACAACAACAAUAUCGUUUUCAUCUAAUUAAGCAAUGGGGACCACAUAUCAAUUUGGAUGAUGAUAUUCAAUUAUUAAAUAAAACAUUAAAAAUAAAUGAGAAAAUAAAAACGAUCAAAAAUGCUUAUCAAUGUGAUUUGUAUCAUGUUGUAAGAGAUAAAAACUUGAAAAAACUCAUAUGA
This is a messenger RNA of Didymodactylos carnosus, 2169 nucleotides long. NCBI's taxonomy places the organism in Eukaryota, Metazoa, Rotifera, Eurotatoria, Philodinida, Philodinidae. The record is from the annotation of a GenBank genome assembly.